Molecule: messenger RNA, 1497 nt
Organism: Oryza sativa Japonica Group (Japanese rice)
Lineage: Eukaryota; Viridiplantae; Streptophyta; Magnoliopsida; Poales; Poaceae
Product: tetraspanin-3
Biological process (GO): auxin-activated signaling pathway
Cellular component (GO): plasma membrane; plasmodesma
Source: RefSeq, a predicted model, not a curated record
UCUCUCUCCGCGCUUCUGUUGCUGCUGCCGCUGGAGCUGAAGCUGCAGCUGCUCCUCUCGCUAAAAACCAACCCCCCAACCGCCUCUCCCCUCUCCUCUCCUCUCCCCCUCGCAUUUGCAGUUGCAGAGCAAGAAGCAGAGAGAGAAGAAGAGGAAGCAGAGGAGGAGGAGUCCAAGAAUUGAAGCAGGAGAAGAGGAGGUGGUGGUUUGAUUCAAGAAGAAGGAGAAGAGCAAGAGCAAGGAUGUUGCGAGGAGGGACGAGCUUGCUGGGGAUCGUCAACUUCGUGACGUUCCUGAUCUCGAUCCCGAUCCUGGGGGGAGGAAUCUGGCUGGCGUCGAGGGCCAACUCCACCGACUGCAUCCGCUUCCUGCAGUGGCCGAUCAUCGCCAUCGGGCUCGCCGUCAUGGUGGUGUCCCUCAUGGGGUUCGCGGGGGCGUGCUACCGCCAGACGUGGCUGCUCCGCCUCUACCUCUUCGCCAUGUUCUUCAUCGUCGUCGCCCUCCUCUUCUUCAUCGUCUUCGCCUUCGCCGUCACCGACCGCGGCGACGGCCAGGUGGUGAUGAACCGGCGGUUCCUCGAGUACCAGCUCUCCGACUACAACGGAUGGCUCCGCGACCGCGUCGCCGACCCCGCCUACUGGGCCACCAUCAGCGCCUGCCUCCGCGACGGCCGCGCCUGCGCCGCCAUGCGCCGCUUCGCCCGCGACCCCAACACCGGCAUGCUCGUCCCCGAGACCCCCUCCAUGUUCUACGCCCGCGACCUCUCCCCCAUCCAGUCUGGAUGCUGCAAGCCACCAACAUCGUGUGCAUACAACUAUGUUAACGAAACGUUCUGGACCGCAAACCCUGGCGUUCCGACCGUCGUGAAUGAUGUGGACUGCAGCAAGUGGAGCAAUGACCAGCAGACGCUUUGCUUCCAGUGUGACUCCUGCAAGGCAGGCGUCCUCGCUGGCAUCAAGAAGAGCUGGCGUAAGGUUGCCAUCCUCAACAUCGUCGUGCUGAUCAUCCUCGUCAUCGUGUAUGUUGCUGGCUGUGCCGCUUUCCGCAACGCCAGGAGGAUCGAAAACGACGAGCCGUUUGGUAUGGCAAGGAUGACCAAGACUCAACCUAGCAGGUUCCAGUUCUGAGAUAGUGAAGAACUGGGAGCCUUUGCCCCUUUGCCUGUACAAAAAGACCACAAUUGGUGGUGCUAAGGCUCUGUCUGAAUCUCUUAUAUAUUAUUUACUGGAAUGUGGAAUCAGCUACACUUUGGGUGGUGAAAAAGGAAAGUAGUUCUUGUUUCAGAAUGUUCAGUCUGGUUUGGUUUUGUGCUUGCUAUAGUGUUUAGGGUUAGGUCUGUUGUGUACUGGGUACAAGAUGAGAUCUGCAAGAAACAAGAGUAGUUCCCUCAUUUAGCAAUGUAUUGUGCUGUACCAUUGGAGAUUUUGAUUUGGCAUAAUCUUAGAUGAAUAUGUUAUCAUCAUGUACAUGAUGAAUGUAUUGCUCUGUAGUUCCUUC